Messenger RNA from Mesoplodon densirostris (Blainville's beaked whale), 3125 nucleotides. It is a transcript of the gene PRR3, whose product is annotated as proline rich 3. The transcript is spliced from 5 exons. Bases 435 to 1256 code for a protein of 273 amino acids. The record is from RefSeq and is a predicted model, not a curated record. Lineage: Eukaryota; Metazoa; Chordata; Mammalia; Artiodactyla; Ziphiidae. Gene Ontology annotation, molecular function: metal ion binding; RNA binding.
GGAAGGUGACGUCAGCGGGCGGGCCAGGCCGAUGCGCCCAGGCGGCCCGGGUGGAAGGCAACCAGGGGGAAAUACAGUCACUUCCCACUGGGAGCGAGGCGAGAGGAUGAUGCGGGGUGGGCUACCCGCACGUGAGAGCCAGUAGAGCUGAGAGGGCGCAGCAGCGGCGAGGAAGGAGGCGCGCGUGGGAGGGUCGGGCUAACUUCGUCACGGACGCUACCAAAUCGCGUUUGGAGGAGGGGGGACGCGUGUCAUCACUACCUUGCGAGCCGGGGAGAAGCUACCACUCACCUGGAGGGGGCGGUGGAGUGGAGGGCGGGUCCUACCACCCGCGGGAUAAAGGGGAGUGGACGCGCAGAAGCUACUUUACCAAUCCUCCAGCUGGACCUUAGAGGAAAGCCGCGACUGCGCGUCCCGGGAAGGAAGCCAAGUUGAUGGGCUACACUGGGGACAGGGUGAGAGGUCUUGAGGGGCGAAUGGUGGUCUGGAGAGCCCUGGUAUCGCCCUGCUGGGACCCAAAUUCCUCGUGGGAACGAUGCCGCACAAAGUUUCCCCGCAGCCUUCCGGAAGUGAAAUGGCGGGAGCCUCACCCUCACUGUCCACUGCCCCCCCGGAAGCGGAAACAGAAUCUCAGCGUGCCCCUUCCUCACUGCCCUCCAAAUCCAGUUGCAGCCAUUGCCGCAACCACGAUGCCGAAACGAAAGAAGCAGAAUCAUCAGCAGCAGCAGCCACAGCAGCAGCCCCCACUGCCAGAGCGGGAAGAGACUGGAGAUGAGGAGGAUGGGAGUCCCAUCGGACCACCCAGCCUUCUGGGCCCUCCCCCCAUGGCCAAUGGAAAGCCUGGUGACCCCAAGUCAGCUCUUCACAGAGGUCCUCCGGGAUCAAGGGGACCAAUGAUCCCACCACUGCUGAGUCUCCCACCUCCUCCCCGGGGCAGAGGCCCAAUUCGGGGAGGCCUAGGCCCCAGGUCUGGCCCAUAUGGUCGUGGUUGGUGGGGGGUCAAUGCUGAGCCUCCUUUUCCUGGACCAGGCCAUGGGGGUCCCUCCAGGGGAGGCUUUCACAAAGAGCAGAGAAAUCCUCGAAGGCUCAAAAGCUGGUCUCUUAUCAAGAAUACCUGCCCACCCAAGGAUGGACCCCAGGUUAUGGAAGACAAAUCUGACCGCCCCGUCUGCCGACACUUUGCCAAAAAGGGCCACUGUCGAUAUGAGGACCUCUGUGCCUUCUACCACCCUGGCGUAAAUGGACCUCCUCUGUGAGACUGUGCCUUCCCAUCCAGACUGGAAGGAGCCCUCUGACUUGGCGGCCAUAUACUUCCCUGUGGCCCUGUGAUGGCUACCGUGAGGCCGUUCACCUGCCACCCUCAGUCAGUGAUGCCCAGCUCCAUCGCCACCUCCCCAACUCGGGGUCCAGAGCUGUGUUCCGUGACUGGUGCACAGUGUGCACUCUUCCUUCUGAUGCAGCCUCCAGAGACUCGUCUCCGGGACCCCGUCUUUGCUCCAUUCAACUGCCUCCUGGAUCCUCUUCCCCCUUGCCAGCUGACUGCGGAACAGGAAACCUCUUUGGUGCUGUUUCUUGUGCAUCUGUCCACCCAGCCCCUGGUAGCGCCCUGGAUUCCCGAGAGCCCUGGAGCAGUUUCCUACCAUUCCCUUCUCGCUGCUUGUUUUAAGUCCUUUUUAUGUGACACCCUCUUCCCCCAGUGUUGUCAGCUGCUCUGUGACACUCACCAGCUUGUCUGACCUGGGGUCAAGUUGGGAUGACUGGUGCAGAGUCACUCCUGAGAGGCCACGUUCCCUGCUUUUGGAUUUUGUAGUUUCUGCAUCAGUAGCAUGAUCUCCACCACUAUGGUCUGUGAUCACUGUGCUUUGUGAGACUGUGCGUCCCCUCAUAGCCUUUCUCAGUGUCCAUGGCAUUUUUGUGACUUCCCAACGCUAGAGUGAGUUUUUCCUGCCAAAAUGCGUGGGGCCGUUGGUGGCCUCUAGACUUUCCCCACCUCCUGACGUGGGAGAACUGUGAAACUUCCACAAAGCUGCCUGCCUGGUCCUCCCCAUUCUCCCGGUAUUGGUUUCUCUGGGUUUGACACAGGCCCGAGAGAUGUCCUCUACCCUAUCUCCUCUCCAGCCCGUUUUAGUUAGACUAUGUCAUUGUGAGGCCACCAGCCGUUCCGUUUGAAUUCUGUGAAUCUCCACCUGGUCUACCUGUGGGUGGAACUUGGACAGUACUGUCGCCCUCUUCCAACCUUCUUCCCCUGCAUCCCUGGCACUGGUUGUUUUCUGUGAAAACUGCAGUGAACAGGUUCAGUUUUGAACUGGCCCUGGGGAAAUGGGUCAGGAGUUGUGUGGGCAAGAGGGAGGGAUGAGAGCCGUUGGAGAACUGAGAAUGAAUUUUUUUUUCUUUCUAACAUGUUUUUAUAUUAGUAAUAAAUGCAGCGGAAACAAGCACUUUCUUUAAUCCCUGUGUUCCAGUCAUCUCCGGAGGUGCAGGUGAGGCUGUUCUUGGAGUCAGUUUAUUCUUCAUUUAGUCAUACGCAGUGUUGCUAGAAGUUUCUUCCAGUCUGAGGAAACCAGUGGCGUCCCAUUAACCUAUGGGAAUCAACCCGACCAAGUUGCAUUUUGUUCAAGGGUAAAGUUUUGUUGAGAGAAAGGAAAGGCCGGGUAUCCAUGGAGUAAUUUUUAAACAUUUUACCUGCAUUUAUGGUUUGAGGUUUAUGGAGUGGUAAUGACAAAGCAAUCUUUCAACAAAUAUCUCUAGCGUGCGUGUGGGCCAGGCAAUGUACUAGAUGCUAGAGAAAAUGGAGAGCCGAAAUCAAUGAAUUUAAAAUCUACAAGAGGAGACACGUUAGUGAAAAAGUCACCAGUAUGCAUGAAGUACCUGUCAGAAGUGCUAUGAAGAAGCGAGACAGGGACUUCCCUGGUGGCACAGUGGUUAAGAAUCCGCCUUGCCAAUGCAGGGGACAUGGGUUCGAGCUCUGGUCCGUGAAGAUCCCAUAUGCUGCAGAGCAACUAAGCCUGUGCGCCACAAAUACUGAGCCUGCACUCUAGAGCCCGCGAGCCACAACUACUGAGCCUGCGUGCCACAACUAGGGAGCCUGCGCGCCUAGAGCCUGUGCUGUGAAACGAGAAGCCACC